Molecule: messenger RNA, 1814 nt
Organism: Vigna angularis (adzuki bean)
Lineage: Eukaryota; Viridiplantae; Streptophyta; Magnoliopsida; Fabales; Fabaceae
Product: F-box/FBD/LRR-repeat protein At5g22660
Exons: 3
Coding region: 101-1603 (500 amino acids)
Molecular function (GO): protein binding
Source: RefSeq, a predicted model, not a curated record
GUUAGAGAAUGAUGCCUAGGGUUUGAGAAGAAAAGAGUGUGUCCACUUUUCAAUUCUUUCAUUCUCUCUCAUCCAAAGUUGAAAACUCAUUCUCUUUGAAAUGGUAGAACCUUCAGCAAAGAUCCUUAGACGAACCCUAGAUGAAAACUUAGAUGGAGAAACGGACAACAUUGAUAGACUGAGUGCACUUCCAGAAUCUAUUCUUCUCUACAUUAUUUCAUUUUUGGAACUCAGAGAAGCUGCAGCCACUUCAAUUUUAUCCACAACCUGGAGAGAUCUUUUCUUACAAUUUCGAAGUAUUGUGGCAACUUUCAAUGAACAUGGGGUUUUUUCUUCUGAGCAUCAUAGGCUCUUUGACCUCUUUGUAGGCUUUGUUAAUAGAAUGCUUCGAGAGAGAAAUCCAGAAAUACCCAUUAAAGUUAUAAGGGUAACUGUGAAGAAUUUCACUGAAAGGAUGAAACUGGGUUAUGAAUCGUUGAUGAUGUCCACAGCUUUUGCAAUGUCCACUUGCAAAGUGGAGACUAUUGAUUACAGUUUUGAUAUGUGUUUUGAAAGAACUGAGCCACCUUCAAUUGUUCUUCCAUCUGAAAUGUUUAUAUCAGAGACUCUAACUGGUUUGCGUCUAAUUCUUCCUAAGGGGUGGGUUCUUCCAGAAAAGGUUUGGUUGCCCAAGCUAAGGUAUGCUCACUUAAUUCCUUUUAGAUUGGUGGAUGAGAAUUCAAUUCAAAGGUUUCUGGACGGGUGCCCUAGGCUAGAAAAUGUGAUGUUUAUAAUGAAGGAUGAGACUACUAAAGUAAAAAAUCUUCACAUGUCAAGUUCCUCCUUGAAAUUUGUAAUGCUUGAUUGGCACGUGAUAGAGGAAACAAAUAUGAGUAUCACUGUGAAGGCUGAAAACCUUUUGAGGUUGUUUUUAUCUCUUAGGGGAGGUCACAAAGUGAAUUUGGAUGCACCAAAUCUGAAGUUCUUCUCCAUUGAGGGUCAAGCGCUUGAACUGAACAUGAUUCAAAGUGUUCCUUCGAUGGAACAAGCAACUAUAGCUACUGAUUGUAUGUUUCACUUCUCAGAUUGGAAUGACUUUUAUUCACGUUCUGCAAAAACUUGUGCCUUUUUUGGAGAGUUUCAAAACCUGAGAUCACUCAACAUAUCAGAACCCAUCAUGAAGGCUCUAUAUGUUUCUAAACCGGUGAUGCCCACUUUCAGAAACCUGUACAAGAUAAGGCUUAUCCCUCGUUAUUGUAAAGAUGAUUUUACCCGAUACUGGAUUGCACAUGUGUUAUUCAACUUGUUUGAAAAGUGUCCUAACCUUCAAGUGCUUUCCUUUAAAAAGGUGUUCGACAACUACUUUGGCGAGGUUGAUUUUGAAUCUGUUUUCCCUGUUAGCAUGGUUCAAAAUCUGAAGAAAUUAGAAAUUUGUGACUUCAGAGGCCUAGAAAUGGAAUACAAGCUGGUGGAAUUUUUCAUGAACAAUGGACAAUCUUUAGUGAUUGUUUCUCUGAAAAAAAAUUAUUCGACUCCAUAUAAUUAUCUUUGGAAGCAAAACCAACGAGACAGAAUUCUCUCCUUCCUGACUCACCGAGAUGAGUGUGCCAUUGUAUUCAAAUAGAAAUUGGAUUUUAUGAAAUCCUCAUCAUUAUCCACGGCUACCAGUCUAUCUCUUUAAAACUAUGUUAUUUUCGCAGCGUUUAAUUUAGUUGCCGAUUUAGAAUAAUGCUGCUGUCUGUUGUAUUUCUAUUUUCUUGUUCAAGACUUGGAAUAAUUGUUGUAAGACUUCUGUAGACCUAAAUUUCCUUAAAAAUGUUUGAUUUGAAAUCUUA